AUGGGACCCGAUUUCUUGGAAAAACUGAUCUGGGGCGGCGCUUCGGUGCUGGUCGUCUCGUUGAUGUCGGUGGUUGGCGGGCUUUUCCUCCCGUGUCUGAAGGGCAGUACACGGAGGAAAUGGUUCCACUUCUUCAUCGCGAUGGCUGUGGCGACGCUGGCUUCAGAUGCCAUUCUGCACCUACUCCCUGAAGCCAUGGGCGUACACAGUCAUGGAGAUCACGAUCAUCACCAUGACGUCGCGACGAAUCCCGGGCCUCACAGCGCGCCACAUGAUCAUGAAGUUCGAGCAAGGCGGCAGGUGGAAGCGGGACACGGACACAGCCAUGAUCACGGUGAGCAUGGCGACGAACAUGAGGAUGCAGAGCAUGAACACGGAAGUAACGGAAGUCGGCUUGAGGUUGAACACGGGGAGCACAAGCUUCACAGCCAUGUGCACGAGGCCCGAGGCUUCUUCGAGUACACCAAGGAACGAGACUUACUGUGCAAGUUGAGCUCAACGGUGCUGGUGGUGAUAGGGUUGUACUUCCUGGAGUUGAUCUGGGACGUCCACCAGAAAGGCAAGGGGCAUUCGCACAGCGGCAAGCCCGAAAAAGCCGAAAUCUUCUCAAUUUCGGAUGGAGAGGGGCUGGAGCGGGCAGCAACCGGAUUUUCACCUAUGCGGCGAAUGAGUCAGGCCUCGCCUUCAAUGUCACAGCAGUCGGCGAGCGUCAAGGAGACUACAGAUCUCAUCGUCAGCCGACGCGCCUCACAUGUCGUUGACACACGAGCGCCCGUGGUGUGCUGGGGCAUCCGGUCGACGGCGAUGCUCAUUCUGCUAGGUGACGCGGUGCACAACUUCAUCGACGGCAUCGCCAUCGGCGCCGCGUUUGCCGCGUCGACGCAGUCGGGCAUCUCGACGUCGAUCGCCGUGCUGUGCCACGAGUUGCCGCACGAGCUCGGCGACAUGGCCAUCCUGCUGGAAUCGGGGCUGUCGAUGUCCAAGGCGCUGUUCCUCAACUUCUUGUCGGCCCUCACGGCGUUCAUCGGGCUGUUGUUCGGGGUGGCGGCCAUGGAGUUGCAGGCGCUAAUUCCGUGGAUGCUGACGAUAACUGCUGGCAUGUUCCUGUACGUCGCCUGGUUAGAUAUGUUGAACCACCUCCGAGACGGGAUGGGCAAAGCCAAGGAUAUGGAGACGGUGUUGCUACAGGUGCUCGGCUUCGUGUGCGGCUUCCUGAUCAUCUUCCUGAUCGGCUGGUUCGAGCACGAGCUCGGCGCCCAU
This is a messenger RNA of Mesorhabditis spiculigera, 1260 nucleotides long. The record is from the annotation of a GenBank genome assembly. Lineage: Eukaryota; Metazoa; Nematoda; Chromadorea; Rhabditida; Rhabditidae.